Molecule: messenger RNA, 1074 nt
Organism: Lotus japonicus
Lineage: Eukaryota; Viridiplantae; Streptophyta; Magnoliopsida; Fabales; Fabaceae
Exons: 1
Coding region: 1-1074 (357 amino acids)
Source: RefSeq, a predicted model, not a curated record
AUGGCUGCCAUCCUUGCUCCCUAUGCGAUACUUCCUUCCAUCAAUGAACCAGACAAUGAUGUUCAUCGUAGCAUCUUCAAUGUGUUUGGGAACAGCUGCUAUGAGAGGAGGAACAUGUUCCAAGACAAUGUUGGUGCUUGGUGUGUUGGCUCUUCCCAUGAUUGGCUCAUUCUCUUAGACACCGAAGGUUGUCCUUUUCUUCUCAAUCCCGCUUCGUCCAUCUCCAUUGACUUACCACCUUUUUCUGACUCAAUGAUGCCCCAUGCAAGAGUCAAUCACUCAUAUUAUGUUGAGUCCCUGCUGAAAUCCUUUGUGUUCAAAGCAGUGUUAGUGGGCUCUCCCUCCCCUUUGGAAUACACCCUUGUGAUAAUGUAUAGUUAUCCGUGCAAACUCGCCUUUUGUACUAAUAAAUCUUCAACAUGGGUCGAAUUCUCUGACUCUGAGCACUAUUAUUCCGACAUUGUCUCGUACAUCAAUUAUCUCUUUGCUCUCACAAAAGAUGGGUCGAUUCAGGGAUGGAAUUUCAAUGGCCAAAUUCCGUCGAAGGUCUUCAAGAGUAAACCGGAUGGGGAUAAUAUAGAUGAAGAGGAAGAAGAAAGAGAAUUCCCUAGGGAAAAGUUCUCGUCGCAAACAUAUUUGGUGAUAUCAGCAAGAGAGUUUUUGCUGGUCAAAAGAUUUGUCGGAAAUUUUGUCAAUGCUGAUGGUCAAGUGGUGUACGAAGGAUAUGAUGAUGAUGGUGGUGAAAUUUGCCCUUACCAGACUAAGUGCUUUUUUGUGUAUACACUCGACUUUCAAGAGAAUAAGUGGGUGAAGAAGGGUUGUUUGGGUGAUCGGGCUUUGUUUGUUGGUGCCAAUGAGUCUACUAUUGUGGCUGCGCGAGCAGGAUGUGAAGCAAACUCAAUUUACUUCACGGAUGAUAGGUGGGAAGAGAUGAGUUUGGACUACUCAUAUGGUGGGCAUGAUUGGGGUGUUUUCAGCCUUCAAGAUAGAAGUGUUAGGCUCCUUGCUCCGCGCACAAAUAAGAUGGAUCCACCACCUGUUUGGAUGGUUCCAACUCCACUUCGUUUAUCGUGA